AUGCUGUUUCUGGCUGUCAGGAUUGAGAUUGAAGCCCUACCACGACUUCUGCUCGACCUGGGCGCAGACCCCAGCAUGAGCAUCAAGACUCAGUACUUGCUAGGUCCCGUCGGGCUCGCAGUGGAACGCGGUACAGUCCAUUUCAUUAAACCGAUCAUCAAGAGAAACCAAGAUGUUACUCCUCAAACGAGAGUAGAGGAGCUAGCUUGGCUCGCGUUACUCCCUGAACGAGACGGCCCAGCGCGGAUACCCGAGGACAACCAAAGCGCUUCUCAGGCACGGGGUGGAGCCAAACGUGGCCGACACGACUGCUAUGGGCGUGCUCUCAAGUGGGCGAUCGUGUCUGCAAAGUGGCAAGUUUUGCAGCAACUGCUCAGACAUGCCAGAAUCGACGUCAACGAUAACGGCUCGUACCUGGUUCCCAACUUGAUCAUGGCCAUCUACACAAUUUCCCCAACUUCUCAGAAGGUUGUCCAAGGCCUUCUUGACCGCGGUGCAGAUGUCAACGCUGGAAGGCCAGCCGAUUGGUAUGUUGCAAAUCUAAUGGUUGCUUGCGAGUCGGCCGAGCCAGAUAACCGCCGCCAUUGUCAGGACCCUGAGGCUUGA
Molecule: messenger RNA, 606 nt
Organism: Pyricularia pennisetigena
Lineage: Eukaryota; Fungi; Ascomycota; Sordariomycetes; Magnaporthales; Pyriculariaceae
Exons: 2
Coding region: 1-606 (201 amino acids)
Source: RefSeq, a predicted model, not a curated record